GUAGUGCGUGAGAUUAAGCAAUUCGACGAAAUUCCUUUUGAGUUGUAGCUGCUAGAUUGAAGCAUUUUUUUAUCUUUAAAGAUUUCAGUUGAAAGCAGAGUGGAUUUUGGAUUAAGCUCAUUUUAUUGUAUUUCGGACUCUAGAGAAGCCUAGAUUCCGUCAUCUAGAGAAGGAUUUGGUCAAACAGUAGAUCUGCAAAAAUAUAGUAGGAAGAGAGUAUAUUUCUAGCAUUCUUGGCAAUGGCAGCUUGGUCGAGUUUCUGCAACGUCGAAACUCCUUAUUCUGGAUUCAGAACGAGUUCGCUCUUGAUUUCUUCAAGAAGGAUUAAGUUUGCAGCGUCUGUAGCUUCACCUGCUGGAUUUUUGUCUCAAAGAAGAGGUGUUGUUUGUGCAAAUAGAGCCUUGAGAAUCAGUUGUGAGAGAGGAGCUUUAUCUGUGGUUGAGAAGUCCAAGACUGUUAACCAAAGUCCCAGUGGAAGUGUGGGGCAAUUGAGCUGUGUCAUGAAGUUUGGUGGAUCUUCGGUGGCGUCAGCUGAAAGGAUGAGGGAGGUUGCAGAACUUAUUCUCAGUUUUCCUGAAGAAAGGCCUGUAAUUGUUCUGUCGGCAAUGGGGAAGACGACUAAUAAGCUGCUACAGGCUGGUGAAAAGGCUGUCAGUUGUGGUGUUUCUAAUGUAUCCAAUAUUGAUGAGUUGAGCUUUAUUAAAGAACUUCAUUGCACGACUGCCGAUGAGCUUGGAGUGGAUAGGUCUACCAUUUCUGCUUUACUAGAUGAAUUGGAGCAAUUUAUAAAAGGGAUUGCUGUGAUGAAGGAGAUGACUCUACGUGCAAGAGACUAUUUGGUAUCAUUUGGAGAGUGCAUGUCAACAAGGAUUUUUGCGGCAUAUUUGAACAAAAUUAAUACUAAAGCUCGCCAAUAUGAUGCAUUUGAUAUUGGUUUUAUAACCACAGAUGACUUUACAAAUGCUGACAUCUUGGAAGCAACUUAUCCCGCUGUUGCAAAGAGAUUGCAUGGAGACUGGAUAAGUGAUCCUGCGAUUCCUGUUGUUACUGGCUUCCUCGGAAAGGGAUGGAAAACUUGUGCUGUAACUACCUUAGGAAGGGGUGGGAGUGACUUGACAGCUACAACCAUUGGCAAAGCCUUGGGUUUACGAGAAAUUCAGGUAUGGAAGGAUGUGGAUGGUGUUUUGACAUGUGAUCCUAACAUUUACCCGCGUGCAUUGCCUGUACCAUAUUUGACAUUUGAUGAAGCAGCUGAACUUGCAUAUUUCGGUGCACAGGUUUUGCAUCCACAAUCCAUGCGACCUGCUAGAGAGGGCGAUAUUCCUGUUAGGGUCAAGAACUCCUAUAAUCCUAAAGCUCCGGGUACCCUCAUCACUAGAGCAAGAGAUAUGAGUAAGGCUGUGCUAACCAGCAUAGUGUUGAAGCGGAAUGUCACCAUGCUGGAUAUAGUGAGCACUCGAAUGCUUGGUCAGUUCGGUUUCCUUGCGAAGGUCUUUUCCAUCUUUGAAGAAUUGGGUAUCUCUGUAGAUGUGGUUGCAACUAGUGAAGUUAGUAUCUCGUUGACCUUGGAUCCCUCAAAGCUUUGGAGCAGAGAGUUAAUUCAGCAGGCAAGCGAACUCGACCAUGUAGUGGAAGAGCUCGAGAAGAUUGCUGUAGUGAAUCUCCUUCAGCACAGGUCUAUAAUAUCCCUUAUUGGCAAUGUGCAACGCUCUUCACUGAUACUAGAGAAGGUAUUCAGCGUUCUUAGAGCUAAUGGAGUCAAUGUCCAGAUGAUCUCGCAAGGAGCAUCAAAGCAGGUGAACAUUUCCUUGAUAGUGAAUGACAGCGAAGCGGAACAAUGCGUGAGGGCGCUUCAUUCGACAUUUUUCGAGAUGGGGGUUCUCUCUGAACUCAAUACGGCAGAUGCAUUCCAAAAUGGCUAUGCAGGUACAAGUUAGAUGUGGCAUGAUUCUUUAUCAUGUAGCAUUUAUCUCUCCCUUUUUGAAUGGAGAUGUAAUAUUUAUCUAAUAUUUAUCGGCUUUGCAAAUUUUGUUUGAGGUAGGUAUAAUCAGCCAAUCCUGUUUUCAGUAUGUAAAACCUUGAUUUAAAUUUUAGUUAUGGAUCCGCUUAAGAAUUUAUUUUACCUGCAAGUUACAUUUGUUGGUAAUAGAACAGUUAGGGCCUAUUUUUUCUUUCUUUCACUGUUUGUAUUGUAAAAAGUAGCUAUGGAAAUUGAUCAUUAUGAUUA
Messenger RNA from Magnolia sinica, 2227 nucleotides. Its product is annotated as aspartokinase 2, chloroplastic-like. NCBI's taxonomy places the organism in Eukaryota, Viridiplantae, Streptophyta, Magnoliopsida, Magnoliales, Magnoliaceae. The record is from RefSeq and is a predicted model, not a curated record. Gene Ontology annotation, molecular function: aspartate kinase activity. Gene Ontology annotation, cellular component: chloroplast stroma. The transcript is spliced from 13 exons. The coding region runs from base 240 to 1937 and encodes 565 amino acids. Gene Ontology annotation, biological process: amino acid biosynthetic process.